UGACAAUAUAAUUGCAGACAUCGCAAAUGAAACGUUUAUCACUAUGAAAAUAAUUAGACAAGGAUAUUGGUACCGCUUGCUACUGGCAAUCACACUUUUGUCAGAACAUGUUGAAACAGAAAAGCAAAAACGACAGAUUUUUCGAGAGCAAGUGUUACCAGCAUUGGGUGGUAAAAUUCCAGAGGAAGCUUUCAAAACGGAUCGUUUGGCGCUGAAUCGAUUGAAUAAGGAAGGUAUUACCGUACCUGAUGGUAUUGUCUUAGAUGCUCGUCAUGUCCAUAAACAUCCUCAUUUCGAUCAAAAAAUGCCCGAAAUAAUUAAGGUCUAUCUAACAUCAGACGGUCGAUAUGUAUCGCCGGAAGGCCAACCUCAUUAUAAUCACCCAAAAACCGUCGAUACCACUUAUAUUAUACGAAGACCGUUUGAACAGACAAAUUAUCAAACAUCGAACAAUUUCGAAAGCAAACUUCAAAGUUAUUCAAAUCCACAAAUCUAUUCGAAUUAUAGACAAUUUGUACCGAUAGCACCACCCAUCAAACCGGAUAUUUACAAGCCUAUUAUAACGCCUUUAAUAUUACCGGCAAAUAAAGAUUGGCUUGAUUUAUCUGACUGGGAGAUAAAAUAUGAUUGGGACAUCAUAUAUAAACCAUUUGAUGAUGACUUUGUUAAUAACAUCGCGCUCUUCAAUUCGCAUCAGAUUAUCGAGGAUUAUCAAGGAUUUGUUAAAGAAUUUCAUAAACGAUCAUUAGGACAUGUAAACUCAAAAAAUGACAACAUGAAUCAACAGCAUCAUCAAAGUCGACAGUACCAAUAUUCAAAACUAUCGCCAGCACUUCAUCAAAGAGUCAUCUCGAGUGUCGCCAAUUCUCACAAUUCUGCCUAUACAAGUAUCGCAAAUACACCGGAAACUUUUUCUUGUCACGAAAGGAAGGAAAUGUUUGUCGACAUCAAAACCAAGUGCCAAUUAAAGCUGGCUCAUUGUACAGCGUUACAACUGAAACUGGGUCCAGUUUCGUUCAUAUUCAAACUCGGUGCAGUCAUGCCAAGUAGUCGCUGUAUCGUUCCAGUACUUUUGCUUGCCAUUAUACUGGCAACAUCUUGUUCAGCCAUUGUGCAGAAACAAGUUCCGGUAGAUGACUAUUACGAUGAGUACCAAAAUUUUCAACCGGUAGUGGGAUUUCGAAGGCCUACUAUCGUAAAAGAAGAAUCGAAAAAAGAGCAAGACUUGAGCAAAAUUCCUGGAAUUCCUGGGGUAGAUUAUCCCAUUUACCAUACAGUGCCACCUACGAGUUUUUCUUGCGCACAUGUUCCAAUUAUACCAGGAAUGUAUGCAAAUGUGGAAACCGGUUGUCAGGCAUAUCAUAUUUGCCAUGACGGACGUGAAGGACAUCAGGGUGCCUCUUUCUUAUGCACCAAUGGAACACUUUUUAACCAGCACGAAUUUGCAUGCGACUGGUGGUACAAUGUAAAUUGCGCCAACGCACCAUCCCUUUAUAGACUAAAUGCAGAUCCAUUAAAAAAUCCAUAUGUACCAAAGGAGACAAAGGACGCAAUUCGACAAAGAUUGAAGAUUGUUAUAGUUUAA
Molecule: messenger RNA, 1585 nt
Organism: Nylanderia fulva
Lineage: Eukaryota; Metazoa; Arthropoda; Insecta; Hymenoptera; Formicidae
Source: RefSeq, a predicted model, not a curated record